AUGACGAGGCGAUUUACGCCGACGGCACGGGGUUGGUACUUCGGCCAGACAGAAGGAAUAAAGAGUCUGUCGAGUGGGCCCACCUACCUUCGGCAAAUGGGAGGCAUCGUUGAGCAGAUGGAAGAUGCCGUCCGGCCUACCAGCUAUCAGCUCCACGAUCAUCGUGUUGUCCGGAUACUCAAUGUAGUGCCAGCUGACGUUCUCCUCCACGUAGUCCCUCUGCUCCAACUCGAAGAUGCACCGAUUGAAGAAGAGCUGUAG
This is a messenger RNA of Protopolystoma xenopodis, 261 nucleotides long. The record is from the annotation of a GenBank genome assembly. NCBI's taxonomy places the organism in Eukaryota, Metazoa, Platyhelminthes, Monogenea, Polystomatidea, Polystomatidae.